CAGCUCGCUAGGAACCUGUCCCUUGCCUCACCUAGCAUCACAUUUUGCACGACAAGAUGCCUGUGCCACGAGGCGCCAAGCCCGCGGCUUCCUCGAAGGGGAACCCCUUCGACUCCGACUCCGACUCCGAGUUCACCUCCAAACCGGGCAAGAAAUCGUCGUCGUCGUCGUACUCGGCCCCCGCCGACGCCAAGAAGCGGUACAAGGACGGGUUCCGCGACACCGGCGGGCUGGAGAACCAGUCGGUGCAGGAGCUGGAGCACUACGCGGCGUACAAGGCCGAGGAGACCACGGACGCGCUCAAGGGGUGCCUGCGCAUCGCCGAGGACAUCAAGGAGGACGCCACCAACACGCUCAUCACGCUGCACAAGCAGGGGCAGCAGAUCAGCCGGACCCACGAGAAGGCCGUCGACAUCGACCAGGACCUCACCAAGAGCGAGUCGCUCCUCGGGAGCCUUGGAGGGUUCUUCUCCAAGCCAUGGAAGCCCAAGAAAACGAGGCAGAUCAAGGGGCCAGCCCUUGUGUCGCGAGAUGAUUCCUUCAAGAAGAAGGCGAGCCGCAUGGAGCAGAGGGACAAGCUGGGGCUGAGCCCUCGAGGGAAAUCGAGCAAUCGCCACUACGCCGAGGCCACCGACGCCAUGGACAAAGUUCAGGUGGAGAAGCAGAAGCAGGACGACGCCCUCGAUGACCUAAGCGGCGUGCUGGGCCAGCUCAAGGGCAUGGCCGUCGACAUGGGUUCAGAGCUUGACAGGCAAAACGAAGCGCUGGAUCAUCUGCAAGACGAUGUGGAUGAGCUGAACUCCAGGGUGAAGGGAGCCAACCAGCGUGCGCGCAAGCUGGUCGGCAAGUAGGCCUCAAACGUGGGAGACGAGCUUGCAUUUCUUGGAUUUGAUUUACAGCACAACGAAAGAAAAAGGAAAUUGUGUAGGAUCAACCCCACUGGCACGGGUUUUGGUAAAAUGAUUAACCAAGUUUUGUUUGCUUGUAACGUGUAUCGCUCUCCGUUAUAUCGAGGGCAAGUUCGUAUAAACAUUUUUGGUUGAACAUAAAUUGUUUUUCUCGUUGAUCAUGUUU
Molecule: messenger RNA, 1074 nt
Organism: Phragmites australis (common reed)
Lineage: Eukaryota; Viridiplantae; Streptophyta; Magnoliopsida; Poales; Poaceae
Product: SNAP25 homologous protein SNAP33-like
Exons: 5
Coding region: 57-851 (264 amino acids)
Cellular component (GO): SNARE complex; plasma membrane
Molecular function (GO): SNAP receptor activity
Source: RefSeq, a predicted model, not a curated record